AAAGAUAAGAGUGUGACUACUUCCACUAAAUAGUUAGUUGUUUAACUGUCUGAUUUCAUGGCGGCAAUAUUGCAGGUACCUUACGAUGCUACAGUUCGUUUAAUGUUAGCUUCACUUGAACGGAAUGUGCUGCCGGAUGCCGUUAUCCGGAAGCUCACUCGCUUGCUCCUGGCCAGCCGCCUCCGUUCCGGCUAUAAGCCUUCAGCCCAUGAACAACUCUCCGAUCUUAUGCAGUUUGUGCAUUCUUUGAAAGAGAUGCCAAUUGCUAUAAAGACUGAUGAGGCUAAUGCUCAACAUUAUGAAUUGCCUACUUCCUUCUUUAAGUUGGUUUUAGGCCAACAUUUUAAGUACAGUUCCUGCUAUUUUUCUGAUGAAUCAAGCACCUUAGAGGAUGCUGAGAAAGCAAUGCUGGAGAUAUAUUGCGAGAGGUCGCAGCUAAAAGAUGGUCACACUGUUCUUGAUGUGGGAUGUGGCUGGGGUUCACUCUCUUUGUUCAUUGCUCAAAAAUAUAGCAAAUGCAAAAUCACUGGUAUCUGCAACUCCAAGAUUCAGAAAGCUUUCAUUGAGGACCGCUGUCGGGACCUUAAGCUGCAAAAUUUGGAAAUUGUUGUUGCUGAUAUUAGUACACACGAAAUGGACGGGUCGUAUGACCGUAUUUUCUCCAUUGAAAUGUUUGAGCAUAUGAAGAAUUACAAGGAUCUGCUUCACAAGAUUUCCAAGUGGAUGAAAGAAGACGGUCUUCUUUUUGUUCAUUAUUUCUGCCAUAAGACAUUUGCUUACCAUUUUGAGGACACAAAUGAAGAUGAUUGGAUUACGAGGUAUUUUUUCACCGGCGGGACAAUGCCCUCCGCAAAUAUGUUGCUUUAUUUCCAGGAAGAUGUUUCUGUUGUGAACCAUUGGCUAGUGAAUGGGAAACAUUAUGCACAGACAAGCGAGGAAUGGCUGAAAAGAAUGGACAAGAACAUGAAAUCGAUCAGGCCGAUAAUGGCGGAAACUUACGGUAAGGAUGAAGCUGUGAAGUGGACUGUAUACUGGAGAACAUUCUUCAUUUCUGUGGCAGAACUUUUUGGAUACAACAAUGGAGAAGAGUGGAUGGUUGCACUUUUCCUCUUUAAAAAAAAGUGAAACUGGUUCGAUCAGCUCGAGAUAAUAAAUAGGGUUAAGUAAAUUUGCGAUUACUAAACUAUAAUUUUCUUAAAUUUAAGUUAUCAUCGUUUUUAAAAAAUGAAAAUUUGAUUAUUAAAAUAUAACAAAUAAAACGAUGAUAAUCAUAGUAUAAGAAAUAUUUCAGAAAUUAAUAAAAAAAAAACUAUUUCAGGAUUUGGGUAUUGUGGCUUCUGCAUGUACUGUACUUGUUUGGGGAUAAAUUGUACUGUCACUUUCAGAAAUAAAUAAAACAGUGUGCCAUAUAUAUGAAUUUCUCUUUUAAAUCAAUACGUUAGGGAUCUCCAGAACUAUUAAUUGCUACAGGCAUGGGCGGGCCAAUAUUGAAUGUCUAAUUGGCAACUGUCAAUUUUAUGUAACUUAAAUUUUUGAAUAAUAUUUUAAUAUUCAGUUUAAUGA
Mercurialis annua (annual mercury) is the source of this 1563-nucleotide messenger RNA. Its product is annotated as (S)-coclaurine N-methyltransferase-like. The record is from RefSeq and is a predicted model, not a curated record. Gene Ontology annotation, biological process: lipid biosynthetic process. The transcript has 7 exons. NCBI's taxonomy places the organism in Eukaryota, Viridiplantae, Streptophyta, Magnoliopsida, Malpighiales, Euphorbiaceae. The coding region runs from base 58 to 1125 and encodes 355 amino acids.